CUCCAUGCCCUCAGUGCUGCCCAAUCCGCUGCAUUCCCGCGUCCCGUGAUCAGUGGCCACGGGUUGUUCUGCACCACGACCUUUGAGAUGAGCUGUGCUCGUCCCACGGCACCUGGAGCCCAGCUGCCCCCCAGAGCAAUGGCAGCGGUGUUGGCUCUGCUGGUGGCCUGGCCAGCUGCCACUGCAGCAGUGACGGUGACACGGGACUCGCUGCUGAAUGUCUGCAUGGAUGCCAAGCACCACAAAACAGAGCCUGGCCCUGAGGGGCAGCUCUACGGACAGUGUGUCCUCUGGAAGGACAAUGCCUGCUGCACUGCCAACACCAGUCUGGAAGCUCACCAGGACCAGUCCUACCUGUACAACUUCAACUGGGACCACUGUGGGGCCAUGCCAGAGAAGUGCAAGCGCCACUUCAUCCAGGACACGUGUCUCUAUGAGUGUUCCCCUAACCUGGGGCCAUGGAUCGACCAGGCAGACACCAGCUGGCGGAAGGAGCGGAUCCGGGAUGUGCCACUGUGCCAGGAGGACUGUGAGCAGUGGUGGGAGGAUUGCCAGGAUGCUGUCACCUGCAAGGUCAACUGGCACAAGGGCUGGAACUGGACUACAGGCACCAAUCAGUGUCCCAAGGGCGCCAUGUGCCAGAAGUUCAAGUUUGUGUUCCCCACGGCGGCUGCGCUCUGCGAGCAGGUCUGGUCUGGCUCCUACCGCUACACGUCCCACCACCGUGGCAGCAGCCGCUGCAUCCAGAUGUGGUUUGACCCCGCUCAGGGGAACCCCAACGUUGCUGUUGCCCAAUAUUAUGCCCAUGGCAAUGCUCCCCCAAACUUCCUGUCCUCUAUCCUGCUGUCCCUGCUGCCCCUCACCCUGCUGGCCCUGCUCUGAGGAGGAGGGGCUGCAGGAAGGAGUGGGCAGUAGAUGGUCAGGGGGUCCCCAGGCUGCCUUGUGUGUCCUCAUGGGAUGUCCCCAAGCUGUGUCCCCCCGCCCCAAGGCAUGUGGCCCAUGAAUAAAUGCUGCUGCCCUGCUUGGUC
This is a messenger RNA of Zonotrichia albicollis (white-throated sparrow), 1028 nucleotides long. RefSeq names its product folate receptor gamma. Lineage: Eukaryota; Metazoa; Chordata; Aves; Passeriformes; Passerellidae. Gene Ontology annotation, cellular component: external side of plasma membrane. Gene Ontology annotation, molecular function: signaling receptor activity. The record is from RefSeq and is a predicted model, not a curated record.